AUGCAGAGGCAUGAACAAAACGAGCAUGAUACUGGAGAAGAAACGAGUGAUAAUGAAGACUCCGACCCAUCCUCUCAAAUGCAAAGAGUUGAAGAAUCCAACGAUGAUUCCGAAACGAGCGUAUCAGAAAGCGAUGGACACGAAUCGUCAAUGACAGCAAACAUGGAAGAAACUGAAGACAACCUCGCUUAUCGAGGAUGGUUAGAGCAAGCCAUGACAACCACCGAGGACUUGAGAGACGAAAAAUAUCAGAAAUACAUCUCAGAAGGAAUGGAAGAAGAAGACGCUAUUAAAGCAAAGGCUCACGUGAAACUACUCUGGGCAGUCAAACGCAUCAUUUUCGAUCUUUUCUCUCAGUUCUUGCAGCAGAACGUGUACCUCGAAGACGCUGACAUCAAUCGUGAAAUCCAACCAUUUACUCUAUUACUUAUGCAGAACACCAACAAGGAAACAGACGGCGCCAAUUUAGAAAAACUGAAACAAAGGUCAACCGUUGAAGGACCUUUUAAAAUUGAGCGCGAGUCCGGCUCCAUUACAGAAAAGAAUAUAAAUCUGUUUUCUCCCGUUGACUACACAUCAUUAUGCGUGCCCAAGGACUACUGUAUCUUCGGUAACUAUGGCAACCGGUUAGACGAAACCACGAAGGAGGAUCGAGAGGCUGUGCUUUUAAAACGAGGGGUGUGGCCAAGCGACGAAGCGAUCGAAUAUCAAUUCUCAUUCGUCGAAAUGAUGAAAGCCUUUGAGAUCAAGAGAGAAACAGAAGCAGAUUGUAACUUUACACCAUUGUCUACAUCGAGAAAAUGCGAUGUUUACAAUGAUGAUGAAAGCGACAGUGAAUUCCUUGAUCAAAAUGACGACGAGAUUUUGACGAUCAAUUUUGAGGUCGGACCAUCCACGAUCAACCGCUAUCCUGACAAAUCAUCUCAUUACCCGUCAAACGACACUGUGGGUGAUGUUUUGGGCAAUCUGGAAGAGGACGACAAAAAACAUUCAACAAAACCCAUACCAUCGCCACCACACACUGAAAAAUGGGAUCGGAUACCUCGAUCUAAUUCUGCGUAUGAACUAUUAUCAGCUCCUCAUCGACGGGAAUGUGCCUCUCCUCCUCCUCCUCCCGGCCAUCCCACCUCCCAGAAUGGGCAUAUGAAAGCCUUUCAUCCCACCAUUGCUGGCCCAACAGUACGUCCCCAUAUGAUGAUGAGGCAAACUACAAGGGAUGGUAGGGAUCGAAUGAGAUAUGGGUCCAGACCAGGCUGUCCUCAUCAGUGGCAGUAUAGGAGAUACAAUGAGAGUACAGCCCAACCUAACUACCGAGUACCUUCUCACCACUGUAAACCUAGUUAUAGAAGUGGACAGCGGUUUGUAGGUGGAUACGAUCGAAGAAAUAGUUACCAUCAAAACCAUGAACAAUAUUACAACCAAGAGUCUCCGCCGAUUGAAAGGAACCAUCACCACCAUCAGGUACGACCGAGUCCUUCUCGGAUUCCUUACAAUCCUAGCCGCCGAUCAGCGCACUACGAUCCAACUCCUUCUUCAAUAUACAGACAAAGGGAUAGGUGGGAUACAUCCAUCUGUCAACAUGGUCAACUGCACAUAUUCCGACAAGAAUGGGACAGGUCUAUGCAUCAUCAUGAUCACUUUCAACCAUCGUAUGAACCCAAUUUCCACCGUCACCACAAUUUUCGCGAUAGUAUGAACAGACGACAGAGAUAAUACUAACAGAUUUGGCAAAAUUUUUAGUAUGCUAUCAUCACUUAUAUUGUACUCAUUCUGUGCUACAAACCCCUUCAAAAAAAGCAAACACCAAACAAACAAAAUGAUGCACAGUAAUGGUGGACUGACAUUGCAUUUAAUUUUGGGUACAUGUAAUGAGAUUAGAACAUUAUUGUUUUUUAAUGAAGAGGAGAAGGUCCAAGAAAAUAAUUUCUCUCCAUUAACUUGUAUCGGAAGAAGGGUGCAGCUUAAAAAAUUUGUGAUUAAAGAGAAUAGUUGUUUCUAAAAAUAAAGAGUAUUGGUAUGAAACUUUAUAGCUGGUUGCGAUGGCCUUAACUAAUAUGCAAGAAAGUAGAGCGAUUGAGCAGGAUUAUCUACAAUGCUUAAUUAAUAGAAGCAAUAACACAAUGUGAACAGGGGUAAAGAGAGUUCAGAUAUGGUAUGAACGGAUUUUUAGUUUAAAGCAAAUAAACUUGUAAUAAUUUGAUUUUAUAUCUAUACACACAUACACACACACACAUACACACACCCUCACACACACAUAUAUAUUUGAUUUGAUUUAUUUCCACGUUCCAAUAACAAAAGUAUAUAAAAAUGUAAUCAUU
Molecule: messenger RNA, 2318 nt
Organism: Lytechinus pictus (painted urchin)
Lineage: Eukaryota; Metazoa; Echinodermata; Echinoidea; Temnopleuroida; Toxopneustidae
Exons: 6
Coding region: 1-1713 (570 amino acids)
Source: RefSeq, a predicted model, not a curated record